AUGGCCGCUGUGUUCAUUCCCCCUUCGCCACAGCCCACCCUGAACAUGUCGACUCGCCGACCGCUCGCCAAUGUGCCGAAUGCCACCAAUUCUCCCCACAGGUCCGGCCUCGUGCCCGCCAAACGAGCUCGACCAACUCAAAUCGAGAUUCCCUAUGGCCAGCCCCCGCCAAAGAAGCAGGUGACAGAGACGGAUGCCCGAUCUCCUACGCGGACCAAGUCCAUCUCCACGGCCUAUCAGGGUGCAGACUCGAGGCAGCUCUUCGCUGCGCGGCGGUCCAACAACGCGACGCCUAGUGCCUUUGAAAAGAAGCUCGUCGCGGCCCGGGAUAAGGAUCGGCCGCCCCAGACGAAAGCUGCUAAGACGGAGAAGCCCUCGGCGGAGACGCUCGAUACAAUUCGUCAAUGGCAGAGACACUACCGCAAGGCGUUCCCGCAGUUUGUCUUUUACUUUGAUAGCAUCCCGGAGGAUGUUCGACGGAAAUGUUCCCGCCAAGUUACUGCCCUCGGAGCUCAAGAGGAGAAGUUCUUCUCGCGCCUAGUCACCCAUGUGAUCACAUCGCGUCCCAUUCCCCCCGAAGCCGCCAACACAAGCCCGACCGAGUUGGAGGCAGAGCUGGUGAAUGGAGAUGGCCACAUGCAAACGGUCAACCCAUCGUUGUUGGAAAAGAAUGGUGACUUGCAUUUGCAUGCCUCACUGAAAAGUGACACACGCCGUGAGCAGAGCAAUAUGGAUAUCCUCCAGAGAGCCAGACAGAUGGGCAUGAAAAUCUGGGCACUGGAAAAAUUGCAGCGUAUGAUUGCCACGAUCAAUGACAGUGAGAUUGGCGGCCAGCAUGAUAGUGCCGCUCGUGGUAAAGCUGCUGGUGGGAGUACCGCGCAUGGAAAGGGCGACAAUGACCUCUCUCGAGUCCUGCGCCAAGAAAUGUUGAAUGGACCUUCGGACCGUGAUCCCUUGUCGUCGAUGGAGAUGAUCAUGUUCAAGGGAUCGUUCAUCUACAUUCACGACAUGAACGAGAAAACCAAGCCAGUUAUGGUCAAGGAAUACCCGCGGGUUCCCAGACGGCAGGAUGGAAUUUGGCCGCAGUUUAGAAGUGCGCCUCUGGGUAAAUGCCCUUUCAUUGACGAGCCUCCAAGCAGGAAGGACUAUGACAGUCACCGAAUUCGUGAACACAAGGAGAAGAAAGCCGCCAUGCGCAAGACCCAGGAAUCUCGAGGCACCAGGGAAACCAAAGCGGCGGCUCCCGAGGGAGCAGCAGGCUCCAAGGCCAAGGAUAUGGCCAAGCCUGACACUAGCGAAAGCCAGGGACGGCGUAUAUCCCCUCCAAUUCAGGCAGAGAUACCGGCAAAGCUCUCACUAGACGGCCACGAGCGAAAGAGUUCUGAAAGCUUCAUCCCACCCCACUUUCCUCGGACCGGUCCCUUCUACACUGGUCGUGAACCUGCCGCAUCUGGUGUGCAACCGUCCAACAUCACCUCGGCCAUUCGCUCCCAGAUGAUCUCCUCGACUGCUGCAGGACCAGGCGCCAAGGCAGGCUUGAGUAAGGAAGUUCAUGGCUUGCAGCGAAAGGUCCUUGAAAAAGGUGCCGGUGGUCCUCCAACGGGCUCAAUGGCAGCUCCUCAGCGCCAUGUUGAUGGAUCCACAACGCAGCCUGCUUCCCAAGGCAAGAGCAUCCAACAGGGCAAGAGCGGCUACACCAAUGAGAAAGAAGCAACCAGGACUGAAGGGAAUGGGGCGAAACGGCCACGGGAAGAGCGCAGGAACAGCCAACAACCCCAGCAGAAGAAGCCUGAGCGGAAGAGAGACCCGAAACCCGGGUAUUGCGAGAACUGCAGGGACAAAUUUGAUGACUUCGAAGAGCACACCCUCACGAGGAAGCACCGCCGGUUUGCGGCCAACUCGACCAACUGGGCCGAGCUGGAUGCAUUGCUCUUUGAUAUCCAACGGCCUCUGAAGGAGGAAUACCGAUUCGAUGAUUAG
Penicillium lagena is the source of this 1980-nucleotide messenger RNA. Its product is annotated as protein serine/threonine kinase activating protein nimO. Lineage: Eukaryota; Fungi; Ascomycota; Eurotiomycetes; Eurotiales; Aspergillaceae. The transcript is spliced from 3 exons. Gene Ontology annotation, biological process: regulation of cell cycle phase transition; positive regulation of nuclear cell cycle DNA replication. Gene Ontology annotation, cellular component: Dbf4-dependent protein kinase complex; nucleus. Gene Ontology annotation, molecular function: protein serine/threonine kinase activator activity; zinc ion binding; nucleic acid binding. The record is from RefSeq and is a predicted model, not a curated record. The coding region runs from base 1 to 1980 and encodes 659 amino acids.